Fulvia fulva is the source of this 984-nucleotide messenger RNA. RefSeq names its product Extracellular exo-alpha-(1->5)-L-arabinofuranosidase. Lineage: Eukaryota; Fungi; Ascomycota; Dothideomycetes; Mycosphaerellales; Mycosphaerellaceae. The record is from RefSeq and is a predicted model, not a curated record. Bases 1 to 984 code for a protein of 327 amino acids. Gene Ontology annotation, molecular function: hydrolase activity, hydrolyzing O-glycosyl compounds. The transcript is spliced from 2 exons. Gene Ontology annotation, biological process: carbohydrate metabolic process.
AUGAAGUUCAGCGCAUUCUCAUCUGCUCUGGCCAUUGUGCCGUCCUUGUUUAGCUGGGCUUACGGUGCUUCAUACUCCAAUCCUCUGAGGACUAACAAUGGAGGCGACCCAAAUAUCGUGUAUCAUGAAGGCUUCUACUACUUCAUGUCGACGAACUUCGGGGACCUCUCGAUGACAAGAGCCACAACGCUCGAAGGACUAAAGGACGGCGAGACGAAGCAGGUCUGGGUCGACACAACUCCUUCACGAUGCUGCAAUGUGUGGGCACCAGAGAUGCAUUACAUCGAGGGCGCCUGGCACAUCUACUACUCCGCCGGCCCAAACCCCCUAGGCGAGCAGCGUUCUCACGUAGUCAGAGGCGGCAACUCACCCUGGGACGCCUACUCCUACGCCGGCCAAAUCAACACCGACGGCUGGGCCAUCGAUGGCACAAUCCUCCGCUUCCCAGACCAAAACUAUUUCGUCUACUCAGGCUUCCAGCCCAACGGCAAGCAAAGUCUCUACAUCGCUCCUCUCACCUCCGCAACCUCCAUCGGCGCCGCGAAGCUCCUCAGUAGCCCUGAAGAAGACUGGGAGACUCAGGGUGUGAACGACAUUGAUGUCAACGAAGGUCCAGCCGCGAUGUACCACGGUGGGAACACGUACCUUACCUUCUCUGCAUCGUACUGCUGGACCCCGUCAUAUGCUCUGGGGCUGUUGACGUACAUCAGUGGUGAUCCUACUGAGGCGAGCAGCUGGGAGAAGACAGGGCCUGUGUUUUCCUCGGCAAAUGGACAAUUUGGUACUGGGCACAAUUCUUUCUUCCUUAGUCCGGAUGAGAGUCAGAUUUGGAAUGUAUAUCAUUCCACACCGGGUGCGAAUGGCAAUUGUGGUGCGAACAGGUAUUCGAACGCGAGAGUUGUGGACUUCAAUGCAGAUGGGUCGCCGAACUUUGGGCAGGCGCCUGCGUUUGGGACUGUUUUGCCUGGGCCAAGUGGCGAGUAA